AUGUUCUUUGACUACACUCGGUCAUCAAUGUUCACUGGCUACACUCGGUCAGCAAUGUUCACUGACUCCACUCGGUCAUCAAUGUUCACUGGCUACACUCGGUCAUCAAUGGUCACUGGCUACCCGCGUUCAUCAAUGUUCACUGACUACACUCGGUCAUCAGUGUUAACUGACUACACUCGGUCAUCAAUGUUCACCGACUACACUCGGUCAGCAAUGUUCACUGACUCCACUCGGUCAUCAAUGGUCACUGACUAUACUCGGUCAUCAAUGUUCACUGACUCCACUCGGUCAUCAAUGGUCACUGACUAUACUCGGUCAUCAAUGUUCACUGACUACCCUCGGUCAUCAAUGUUCACUGACUACACUCGGACAUCAAUGUUAACUGACUACACUCGGUCAGCAAUGUUCACUGACUACACGCGGUCAUCAAUGUUCACCGACUACACUCGGUCAGCAAUGUUCACUGACUCCACUCGGUCAUCAAUGGUCACUGACUAUACUCGGUCAUCAAUGUUCACUGACUACCCUCGGUCAUCAAUGUUCACCGACUACACUCGGUCAGCAAUGUUCACUGACUACCCUCGGUCAUCAAUGUUCAAUGACUACACUCGUUCAUCAAUGUUCAUUGACUACACUCGGCCAUCAAUGUUCACUGACUACACUCGGUCAGCAAUGUUCACUGUCUACACUCGGUCAUCAAUGUUCACUGACUACUAUCGGUCAUCAAUGUUCACUGACUACACUCAGUCAGCAAUGUUCACUGACUAA
Mizuhopecten yessoensis (Yesso scallop) is the source of this 771-nucleotide messenger RNA. RefSeq lists its product as uncharacterized. Lineage: Eukaryota; Metazoa; Mollusca; Bivalvia; Pectinida; Pectinidae. The transcript has a single exon. The record is from RefSeq and is a predicted model, not a curated record. The coding region runs from base 1 to 771 and encodes 256 amino acids.